UACUCUGUAAAAUGUUAUGACCAUUUCAUGAAGGGUAGAGACAGUUUUGAAGAAUUUGAUGCUGAAAUAGAUUCCAAAUUAAAGGAUCUGUUUCAGGUACAUGAAAAUCAUUUAGCGGACUUAGAAGAAAAAGAAAAAAGGUUGAAGGAAGAGAUUGCCAAGCGUGAAAAGGAAAGAGAAAGUGAACCAGACCGUUUAGAGCAACUACGGAGCCUGAAAUCAUCUUUACAGGCAGAUGGCAAACAAUAUGAGGCUUAUAUAGCCAGUUUGGAAUCUCUCUCAAGCAGCCUCAUUCAAAAUAUAAAGAGUAUUACAGAGGAGCAAGAAGCUGCUGGUAAGGAGAAACUAUUCAACAUCACUAUAUA
Messenger RNA from Notechis scutatus (mainland tiger snake), 365 nucleotides. NCBI's taxonomy places the organism in Eukaryota, Metazoa, Chordata, Lepidosauria, Squamata, Elapidae. The record is from RefSeq and is a predicted model, not a curated record.